GCAAAGAGUGAGUGAGGGUAGUAGUAGUAGAAGAAGUGGAAUUGAUCAAAGGAAAAAGGAAAAAAUGCAUUCAUAUGGAUACAGAGCGAAUGCUGUGUUAACCUUCAGCUUAACCCUUCUUGCCGUUAUGUGCGCCAUGGCUUCUCUCUCCGACAACCGCAAUUCCCCCUCUCCCUCUGCCCAUGUUCAGGUCUUGAACAUUAAUUGGUUUCAGAAGCAUCCCAAUGGCGGCGACGAGGUUAGCAUGGCAAUGAAUAUAUCAGCAGAUUUGCAGUCUCUUUUCACAUGGAACACGAAACAGGUUUUUGUAUUCUUAGCUGCUGAAUAUAGAACCCCUAAGCAUUCCUUGAAUCAGAUAUCGUUGUGGGAUGGUAUAAUUCCUUCAAAGGAGCAUGCUAAGUUUUGGAUUCAUACAUCCAAUAAGUACCGUUUCAUUGACCAGGGAAGCAAUUUGCGAGGUAAAGAAUUCAACUUGACAAUGCACUGGCAUGUUAUGCCCAAGACUGGCAAAAUGUUCGCUGACAAAAUAGUCAUGCCAGGGUAUCGAUUGCCAGAGGAAUACAGAUGAAGCUUCCAUUUGUUAAUGUAUUGAUGUAACUUUAGCCUUUUCUAUAACGGAUAUAAAGGUUAGCCAAAAAAAAUUACAAUAUGGGAAAACUGAAAAGGAUAUGUUGUUUGGCAAAAGGUAAAAUGAAAAUAGUUGGAAUACUGUGAUUCUUUUU
Molecule: messenger RNA, 722 nt
Organism: Cajanus cajan (pigeon pea)
Lineage: Eukaryota; Viridiplantae; Streptophyta; Magnoliopsida; Fabales; Fabaceae
Product: signal peptidase complex subunit 3B
Biological process (GO): protein targeting to ER
Cellular component (GO): signal peptidase complex; membrane
Source: RefSeq, a predicted model, not a curated record